This is a messenger RNA of Apodemus sylvaticus (European woodmouse), 1802 nucleotides long. RefSeq names its product CD14 molecule (gene Cd14). The record is from RefSeq and is a predicted model, not a curated record. Gene Ontology annotation, biological process: positive regulation of non-canonical NF-kappaB signal transduction; toll-like receptor 4 signaling pathway; lipopolysaccharide-mediated signaling pathway. Gene Ontology annotation, molecular function: lipopolysaccharide binding; protein binding. The transcript is spliced from 2 exons. Gene Ontology annotation, cellular component: external side of plasma membrane; membrane raft; lipopolysaccharide receptor complex. The coding region runs from base 311 to 1429 and encodes 372 amino acids. Lineage: Eukaryota; Metazoa; Chordata; Mammalia; Rodentia; Muridae.
CUCCUGGCACAGAAUGCCCUAAUGCCACUUAGAACUCUUCCUGUUUUCGUCCCUCCCUGAAAAAAAAAAAAACGCUUCAUUGCAAUAUUUACUAGAAGUGAGUGGGACUGUUAGGAGGACGAGAAGCAGUUAGAGUUCACAGAGGAAGGGACAGGGUGACAUCCCAGGAUUACAUAAAUUUACAGGGGCUGCCAAAUUGGUCAAACAAGCCGGUGGAUCCUGGAAGCCAGAGAACACCGCUGUGAAGGAAAGAAACUGAAGCCUUUCUCCGAGCCUGUCUGGGCUGUCAAACUCUCAGAAUCUACCGACCAUGGAGAAGCUCAGCUUCUUGCUGUUGCUUCUGAAGCUGGUGCAUGCCUCUCCCGCCACACCAGAACCCUGCGACUUAGAGGCAGGCAAGGAAAGUAUCCGCUGCUCCUGCAACUUCUCAGAACCGCAGCCGAAUUGGUCCAGCGCUUUCCUUUGUAUGGCAGCGACAGAUGUGGAGUUCUACGGUGGCGGCCGCAGUCUGGAGCACUUACUAAAGCGCGUGGACACCGAAGCAGAUCUGGGGCAGUUUAUUGAUAUUAUCAGGCCUCUACCCUUGAAGCGGCUUACCGUGCGGGCAGCGCGGGUUCCUACUCGGAUUCUAUUCGGAGCCCUGCGUGCGCUCGGGUAUUCGGGCCUUCAGGAAUUGACUCUUGAAAACCUCGAGGUAACCGGCACUGCGUCGCCGCCGCUUCUGGAAGCCACAGGACCCGAUCUCAACACUUUGAUCCUCCGCAACGUGUCGUGGGCAACAAGGGAUGCCUGGCUCGCAGAACUGCAGCAGUGGCUAAAGCCUGGACUCAAAGUACUGAGUAUUGCCCAAGCACACUCACUCAACUUUUCCUGCGAUCAGGUCCGCGUCUUCCCUGCCCUUGCCACCUUAGAUCUGUCUAACAACCCUGAAUUGGGCGAGCGAGAACUGAUCUCGGCCCUCUGUCCGCACAAGUUCCCGACGCUCCAAGUUUUAGCGCUGCGCAACGCGGGGAUGGAGACGCCCAGCGGCGUGUGCUCUGCGCUGGCCGCCGCAAGUGUGCAGCUGCAAGGACUGGACCUUAGUCACAAUUCACUGCGGGUUACUGCAGGCGCUCCGAGUUGUCGCUGGCCUAGUCAGCUAAAUUCGAUCAAUCUGUCUUUCACUGGGCUGGAGCGGGUACCUACAGAGCUGCCAGCCAAGCUCAGCGUGCUUGAUCUCAGUUACAACAGGUUGAAGAGGAAACCUAGGCCAGAUGAGCUGCCCAAAGUGGAGAACCUGUCACUUCAAGGAAAUCCCUUUUUGGACUCUGAAUCCCACUCGGAGAAGUAUAACUCUGGCGUAGCAGUGGGCUUGUCAGCGGGAACUCUGGCUUUGCUCCUAGGGACCGCCUCUUUGUUUAAGGAACUUUUACAUCCUCCUGGUUUCUGAGGGCCCUGGUCAACGAAUCCUCUGCUUUAAAUUUAUUAAAAUCUGAAACCACGAUGUAAGGAAAGAAAGGCAGCCAAGAUGGUCCAAUGGGUAAAAGCCACCAAGCUUGACCCCUGAUUUUUUUCCCCCGGUUUUUCGAGACAGGGUUUCUCUGUGUAGCCCUGGCUGUCCUGGAACUCACUCUGUAGACCAGGCUGGCCUCGAACUCAGAAAUCUGCCUGCCUCUGCCUCCCAAGUGCUGGGAUUACAGGCGUGCACCACCACUGCCCCGCUUGACCCCUGAUUUUGAGCCCCAGGAUCUACACGGUAGGAAGAAACUCACUCCUGAAAGUUGUCCAUCUGUGCUCACGAAUAAAUAUUUUUAAAAUAACAA